Molecule: messenger RNA, 1546 nt
Organism: Conger conger (European conger)
Lineage: Eukaryota; Metazoa; Chordata; Actinopteri; Anguilliformes; Congridae
Gene: pkib
Product: protein kinase (cAMP-dependent, catalytic) inhibitor beta
Exons: 3
Coding region: 159-386 (75 amino acids)
Biological process (GO): negative regulation of cAMP-dependent protein kinase activity
Cellular component (GO): nucleus; cytoplasm
Molecular function (GO): cAMP-dependent protein kinase inhibitor activity
Source: RefSeq, a predicted model, not a curated record
UGAAUAUAUACAUGAAUGACAAUGACAGGGAUCCCAGCUCUCAAAGUUCUCCCCAUGGAUAGUCUAUAUAUUUUCAGAUUUUGAGUGCAAAACCAGUACUUCUGUUCAUCACCAUUUGUUUUGCAUACUAGAUGGUGCUAUGAGGAGAGGACCCAGCGAUGACUGAUGUGGAGCCUGUUGUCACCGAUUUCGCCGCGACGGGGAGGACCGGCCGCAGAAACGCCCUUCCCGAUAUUCUAGGGUCCACGGCUGGGGCCGGGACGGCUGACCUUCCAGACAAACUGGCCCAGCUGACCGUCGGCGAUGACGGCGAGCAGGGAGGAGAGGGGUCGGCGGCGGAGGCUUCCGGAAGCUCGGACGACAAGGAGAAGGCGGAGGAAACGUAAGGCCCCGGGGGCCCCCGGCGAGCUCAGCCUGUGACCCCGCCCGAAAAAAAAAGAGAGACUGAUGGGCCUCCUUCUCACCACCACCCCACCCCAUCCCCCCCAAAAAAUCUCAUUGACCAGACAACUGUAACAUUCACGUGCAGUGCUAUGCAACAUCGCCAACACCUGCAGCUGAACCCAGGCUCCGGACGACAGGAGGUCCCUUGCUCCGGAGUUGAAUCUGUUCCUUUUCUGGUUGUUACACCCAAGCUGUGGGCUGUCAGUCAGCCCACAUUUAUCAAAACAUUCGGAUAGAGGUAACUCCGAGAUGACCUCUGUCCCUCCUCUUGUACAUUGCCAUGUUCAGCAGACCGACUGAGAGACUGGUGCCCGAGUCGCACCGAUGUGCGGAAAUCUGCAGCGUUCUUUCCGCAGGUGAAAAAAGGGCCUACUCCCGUGAGGCGGUCUCCCGUCUGACAGGCGUGGCGAGAAAACGCAUUUUCACAGAAUGUCAACUCGUAGUUGCAGCAAUGUCUAUUUUUGCACAACAAAGGUCUAUACAUUCCUUUUGGUGAUGUGAAUACAGUUUUUAUCUUAUACGUGUGGCUAUCUGUGUGCUUCAAUAAGGCCUCUCUACCUUGUGUUUUAUACUGUUGAAUCCCCAUGAUUAAUUAUUACUAACAGCAAAGUUGUUUAAAGUAUAUGGUAGUUCUUUUUUUUCCCAGUACGUGUUAAAGUGUUUACAUCCUGUUUGCGACUAAAGGAGUCACUUUACGGCCCCGUCGACUCUCAUAAAGGUUAUGCUCCAAGUGCUGCAGUGUUGUCAAUACUUGUCAGAUCUAACUCCGUGAAACACAGUCCGUGACUAUUGGGUCAGCCGUAGUUUGUCAUUGUCAUACAAGAAGAAACAAAAUGAUGAAGGGCCGUUCGAUCUCCCAGUUCCUCAGUGGACCGUGGAUCAUAUGGCUAUGAAGAAAAUACUAUGGAACAGAUUUUCUGGAUUCAAUGUAUUUAUUUUUUUAUUGUUGGAUCGAAUUACUUUUUACGGUAUGUUGCAAUAAUAAACCCACAGAUUUUCCUCUGGUUGUUAAGUUGGCCAUACUGUUACUAGAAUGAUAUUGUCUGUUGUAAGUUACACAUGAAAUACCAGGUGUAAAAAAUAAAUUCUGUACUUAGUUUUC